CGUCUACGCGUAAGCGCUCGGUUCCGAUUGAUUCAUUCAAACAUUCGGCGCGGCUCGGUAAAGUUCUCAAGUUCUCGGUGCAGGGGGGCGUUUCAAAGUGAAAUUUGGGAAACAAAUUUGUUUAGAAAGUGUUGAAGAAUAAACUCUACCUUUAAAUUAUUGGUAAAGGGGAAGGCCGAUUGGCGUGAAUAGGUGAAAAAUUGGUGUAGUCAAGCAAGAGUCAUAUGGAGGGGAAAAGCUGAAAAUAUUUUAUCAAUCCAACCAUAUGUAAGUGUGUCUGUCGGUCAAUGAGCUAGUCUUCAAGAUAUCAUUGUGUAAUAGUUAUGUACGGAGGCAGAAUAGGACCGUAACUUGGACACACAAAAGUUUUGAUUGUGUUUAUUGGUGAAGAAAACAGAAAGAUAUCAUCUUUAGUCAUGGAAAGUCAAACAGAAGUUCGUCCACUCCCAGAUGAAUCAACUGGCACCGGUGGGGUUUCGUUAAAAGAAAAUGCCCAAGAAACAGCUGUUCAAACGCCAUCAAAUGCAGAAAAAUUGUACAAAUCUAUAGAAAACAUGGACGACUACGGCGAAUCUACGGGUUUGCUGGAGCAACAGGUCGCAUCGGUGCGGUUACCCAUCUUGGGGAUGACCUGCCAGUCCUGUGUACGAAACAUCGAAGGCCAUAUCGGUAGCAAGCCAGGUAUCAUCAAAAUCAACGUCCAAUUGGCCGAAAAUGCCGGCUAUGUGGAUUAUGAUCCCAGCAUCACCGAUCCAACGCAGAUUGCAGCCGAAAUAGACGAUAUGGGUUUCGAGUGUCCGUAUGGCGAUGAAACAGAUAACGGCAACAAGGUGUCGGAAACUCGAAUACACAUCGAAGGAAUGACUUGCCAGUCAUGCGUGAGAAACAUCGAAGGAAACAUAAAGGGCAAACCGGGAGUAGUAUCGAUUAAGGUGUUGUUAGAAAAGAAACUGGGAAUAGUGGAGUUCGACCGAAGAGAAACGAGUCCAGAGCAGAUAGCAGAACAGAUAGAUGAUAUGGGUUUCGAGGCUAAGGUAGCAGAAUCAGAAGACCAAAAGACUGACAGCGCUAGGCAGCCUAGCAAUGGGAAAACCCGUUCGGAGAAGUUGAUUUUGAUCGACGAGGGCCUCGCUGCUCCGAACGGGACAUCCAACGGUAACAAGCAGGUCCGACUGAAGGACAUCUACAAACGAUGCUUCCUUCACAUACAGGGUAUGACCUGCGCUAGUUGUGUUUCGGCCAUCGAGAAACAUUGCAAGAAAAUAUACGGCGUGGAAUCAAUUCUUAUUGCCCUGCUAGCAGCGAAAGCCGAAGUAAAAUAUGACGAUAGCUUGACCAGUCCAACGGACAUAGCUAAAUCAAUCACAACGCUCGGCUUCCCGACAGAGGUGAUCGACGAACCCGGUACGGGGGAAGUCGAAGUAGACAUCGAGAUUCUAGGGAUGACUUGUGGAUCCUGUGUAAAUAAAAUAGAACAGACUACGCUCAAACUUCCAGGGGUAUUGAAGGCUUCCGUAGCGCUCACUCUCAAACGAGGACGCUUCACAUUCAACAACGAAAAGACUGGCCCACGGACGAUCUGUGAAGCGAUCCAAAAUCUAGGCUUUGAAGCAACAGUUUUAUCGAAUAAAAAUCGGAUGGCACAUAACUACCUGGAGCACAAAGAAGAAAUUCGGAAAUGGAGGAACGCAUUUUUGAUAUCGCUAGCCUUCGGAGGACCAUGCAUGAUCGCUAUGAUCUACUUCAUGGUUCUGAUGGAAACGCACAGCCAUGAAGAGAUGUGUUGCGUUCUUCCUGGGCUCUCCAUGGAAAACCUUAUCAUGUUCGUCCUUUCCACCCCGGUUCAAUUUUUCGGAGGGUGGCAUUUCUACAUCCAGGCCUACCGGGCCGUGAAACAUGGAGCUAGCAAUAUGGACGUCUUAAUAACAAUGGCAACCACCGUCAGCUAUAUUUACUCCAUCGGUGUGCUAAUGGCCGCCAUGUUGAUGGAGAUGAAAACUUCUCCGCUCACAUUCUUCGAUACUCCACCGAUGCUGUUCAUCUUCAUCUCCCUGGGUCGGUGGUUAGAGCAUGUAGCCAAAGGGAAAACAUCAGAAGCUCUUACCAAACUCCUAUCGCUCAAAGCAACCGACGCCCAGUUAGUAACCCUAGGAGACGACUACGAAGUCCUCAGUGAAAAAGUAAUCUCAGUGGAUUUGGUACAACGAGGCGAUGUGCUCAAAGUAGUACCAGGAAGUAAGGUCCCAGUGGACGGAAAAGUGCUAUGUGGUAACUCAACUUGUGACGAAAGUCUCAUUACCGGGGAAUCUAUGCCGGUACCAAAAAAGAAGAACUCGGUCCUCAUAGGAGGUUCCAUCAAUCAAAACGGAUUGCUUCUGAUGACGGCUACUCAUACCGGGGAAAACACUACUCUAGCUCAAAUUGUUAAACUAGUCGAAGAAGCACAAACCUCGAAAGCUCCCAUCCAGCAGCUGGCCGAUAAGAUCGCCGGAUACUUCGUACCAUUCGUGAUCGCCGUUUCAGUGGUCACUUUGAUCGGUUGGACCAUCAGCGGGUACAUCGACAUCCACCAUAUUCCGAUGUCCGAUGCUGCCAAGGAAGGGCUCAACCGGGAAGAAAUCAUCUUCAGUUACGCGUUCCGCUGUGCCCUAAGUGUACUGGCGAUAGCCUGUCCGUGUGCUCUAGGUCUGGCCACGCCAACUGCCGUAAUGGUAUCGACGGGGGUAGGGGCCUUACACGGGAUCCUAGUGAAAGGUGCCGGUCCUCUUGAGAAUGCCCAUAAAGUGAAAACCAUCGUAUUCGAUAAAACCGGUACCAUAACCUAUGGUAUGCCGAUGGCUUCGCGGGUGUGUAUGUUUGUGAAACCCCAGUUAUGUUCUCUGGUCCGGGUACUUAGCAUAAUCGGUUCGGCCGAAGUGAACAGUGAACAUCCGAUUGCAUCAGCAGUGGUUAAAUUCGUGAAAGAUGCUCUCCAAGUGGAAGUGUUCGGCAAAUGUACAAACUUCAUGGCCGUUCCUGGUUGUGGAAUACGAUGCGUCAUCUCCGGGGUUGAAGGAAUCAUUCGGGACGGGUUGGCUUCUGACAAAAUAAAGAACUACGAAAAUUCCUACAAAAGUGACUCCAGCUCAGUUAGCUUCAUCAACGGGGCCGCCGUAGAAGAACUAAUCCCGCAGUUGAGCCCGUCGCAGAAAAACACCAUCGAACUUCAGCAACUCCUGCAGCUCGAAACAAUAGAGGCGGAAGUUAGUGGCGAAGCAUUCGCAUCAAUCAACGAAUACAACGUGCUAAUCGGAAACCGGGAGUGGAUGAAUCGGAACGCCAUCGUCGUUCCACCGGAGGUCAACAUCAAAAUGACCGAAGAAGAACAGAUGGGAAAUACCGCCAUCCUAUGUGCCAUCAACAAUCAGCUCAUCUGUAUGGUUUCCGUGUCCGAUAUGGUCAAACCGGAAGCCCACUUAGCGGUGUUUACGCUUAAGAAAAUGGGAAUCGAUGUGAUUCUCCUUACCGGGGAUAACAAAAACACGGCAGGGAACAUUGCGCGGCAGGUGGGAAUUAAUAGGGUGUUUGCAGAAGUGCUACCCUCGCACAAAGUGGCAAAAAUUCAACGGAUACAGGAAAGCGGAGUACGGGUUGCGAUGGUUGGAGAUGGUGUUAACGACAGUCCGGCGUUGGCUCAGUCUGAUGUGGGCAUAUCGAUCGCUUCCGGGACAGACGUUGCCGCCGAGGCCGCUGAUGUUGUAUUAAUGAGGAAUGAUUUGCUUGACGUGGUUGCGUGUUUGGAUUUAUCCCGGAAGACUGUUAGAAAGAUACAUCUCAACUUCCUGUUUGCUAGCAUGUAUAAUCUGUUGGGUAUUCCGCUUGCAGCUGGCAUUUUUACACCGUUCGGAUUUAUUUUAGAGCCCUGGAUGGCAUCGGCAGCAAUGGCCCUGAGCUCGGUGUCGGUGGUGUGUUCCUCGUUGAUGCUGAAACUGUACCGGAAGCCCACAAAGGCGGCCCUCCAAACGGCCGAAUACACAGCCCUGGUCCAAGCAGGAGCUCUCAUGGAUCCGGAAACGGUUUCCAUCCACCGGGGCCUCGAUGACAUCCCACGGCCUAACUUUGGCCGUUCGACCAGCUCUACCUUGGCUAAGUUGUUCGGUCGUGGAAAUGCCGUCAAGGAUAGCAACGACGAUCGGCUUCUGGCUUCCAGUGCCCUGAUUGACGAGGAUGAUUACCAGGUGAAAAUAGUUAAAUCAACCAAUUCGGUGUAUAAAGACGCAACCGAACUGAAGGAACUGUAAAAUCGAAAAAACCGUUACUUACCAGAAAUUUACCGCCAUCCGAAAGCAUUGAAAGCUGGUUAAACUACCAAAAAGCAAAUCUCCGUUCAGCAUUUGUUUCGGUUGGGAAGUUCCUUAAAAAAAUUAAUGAUGAUUGGAAACUCUCAACCGGAAGGCAGCCAUAAUUGCUGAUCAAAAAAAUUUUUUUUAAGUUGAUUCUCCUCACUUUGAGUAAUUAUUCAAUUUUUUCAUUUUUUAUGUAAGGACUAAAACAAACCAUUCAGUGAAUUAUUUUGUGAUAUUGUCUUGCAAGUAAACUGCAAAAAAGUUGAGGCAGAAAAAGAUGAUUUUUGUUUAAGUGUAUUAUUAGUUUUUCGAUAAUUUAGAUUGUAUUUUUUCGAGGUUUUUUUAAAGUACUUAUUUGAACGACGGGCACAAAACGAGCAAGCCGAAUUAUUUAUCAGUUGAAGGAAAGUAAGAUGUGAAUAGAUAGUUUAUAAAUAAAAAAAACUUAU
Molecule: messenger RNA, 4774 nt
Organism: Uranotaenia lowii
Lineage: Eukaryota; Metazoa; Arthropoda; Insecta; Diptera; Culicidae
Gene: ATP7
Product: copper-transporting ATPase 1
Exons: 6
Coding region: 417-4280 (1287 amino acids)
Biological process (GO): copper ion homeostasis; monoatomic cation transport
Cellular component (GO): membrane; perinuclear region of cytoplasm; trans-Golgi network
Molecular function (GO): copper ion binding; ATP binding; P-type divalent copper transporter activity
Source: RefSeq, a predicted model, not a curated record